AUGGGACAAUCGAAUACCCAAACAGAGGAUAUUGCUACCGCUUUCAAUGGUAUAAAAAGUCAAUUGAACAGCAUAUUGAAAUCAAAUCAGUUAUUUCAUGAUUAUGCGUUAUUGAACGGGUUCUUGGCAUUUGCUCAUUCCAAAUUGAAUGCUGUGGUCCUCUCUUCCAUAGAUUCCCAAUAUUCUUUAUGUCAAUCUAGAAGUUCAUCUGUGGCCGAUGUCACUACCUUUGAUUACAGCGAUAUAUCUACAAUAUUAGAUUUUUCGUGGGAAAGUGUACACUAUCCAAUAUUCAAAUGGUUCCAGAUGUGGAGAAAUUACGUUCUUUUUGAGAAGGAGAACAAGAAACAGCAGACUAGAUAUAUUGACUUUAGAAAAAUGAACUCGAAAAUGUUGAAGUUUUUCAAGACAGUACAAAACUUUUAUGCUAACAUUAUCAACGCUGUUCAUAAAAGGUAUAAUGUAGUUGCACUUUUGCCGAGGAAGAUUAUUCAAGACUUAAUGUUAAGUGAUAUUGAUGGUGACAGUUCUGUAGUGAAAUCAUUCAACAGCGAUAGUCCGUUCGCACAUCUAAUCCUAACAAUUUUCCAUCGAUGUCUGUUAUUUUUAGGAACAGCGUAUCGUUAUAAAAGCCUCCUUGAAGAAAUUUCCAACAAAUACAGCAUAUCUAAUUUUAAGAAAUCAUUGGAUUAUUUUCGCUUAGCUUCGUUAACGUUGCCUAGCGCUGGUGAAACAUAUUCGCAAGCGGGAACGGUGUUCCUUCAGACAGGAAAUUUGGGGACUGCUGUAUUCAGUUUUGUCAAGGGUAUGAUGACGAAGAUGCCAAGUCCUGUGUCAAUUAAAAACUUCCGCGCGUUAAUGGUAGACAAUAAAAGUUCAUUAAAUCGUAGUUUGCAUACAACUAUUAUGAACACCUACUUGCAAGAAUCUAAAGGAGUGAAACCUCCUGCUAAAGAUAUUUUAGAGUUUUAUUACCUUGGCCUCUUUGGAUCUGUUUGGUCUCCUAGAAGUUGGAGGGAUGAUACGAAACCGAACCAGUUAAAUAACGGUAUUAAAUUAAAAUAUUUGGAGGACGUUCUUUAUGAAAUGAUGUCAACGAGAUACCUUAAACAUAUCCAGAUAAUCUUCAACAAUUUGAUCAUUACAAUUGGUGGGUUUCACUUAUUAUUGAAAAGACGUUCUGAUGUGGGUACAAAUACCUUAACGGAUUUACGUAGCAAUGAAUUGGAUUAUCUAAAUUUCGCAUUUAAAUUUAUUGGACAUAUUUUAAAUGAUAUCGUGAAGGAAUCAUGGAGCGAACACUCUGAAGUUCCUGAAAUAUUAGGUAUGGUAAGAAUUAUCAAUUGUUGGAUAAAAUCGAACCCUAUGGUUUUUCAAUAUGCUCAAAGUAACGUAGAGUUUGUUAAUGCCAUGGCGUACUUCAUGAACGAUGUCAUGAAAAAAAAAAAAAAUCUUUCUUCUAGUAUAACAGAACGCACGCCCAAAAGAACCUACUGGUUUGAAGAAGACUUGAUGGUGAAAGGUUUGUCGUUUAUCAAUUUUCAAUUAUCCGAUUUUAAUGAUUAUGAUGAAAUUUUUCAAAUGGACCGUAAUUUCGAUAGAUUAAUUGGGGAUCCACCGUCAUCCGACAAACAAUCAGUAUCAUCAGAAAUGCUGUUGAGACUACAAGGUGUGGUAAGAUUUAUUUACCAAUUAUUGAUGGAAAACAAAUGUGGUGUGGAAUGGUCAGAUAAUAAAUCACGUUAUAUCUUUACUAAGAAAAUCGGACUAAAAAAGACCAUUAAAACUGAUAUAAAGGCAUCGAAGCAAUCAAACGAGGUUAGGUUACAAAGAAAAAGUAAAUGUUUCACUACUAACUCAAUCUCUAUGGCACAUUUGGAGAGACAAAUGAGAAGCAGCUCUUUGAAUUCUUCUUCCCCAACCAUGGGUUAUAGUGGUUCAUCUGUACCUAUGGCACCGGAAACGUUCAACGUUAAGCCCAGCGGCAUAAUAACAGGAAAAAACAAGAUGAAUGUAGAAAUGUUUGAAAUUGAAGUAAGCGGCCAAAAAGUCGAUGACAUCACUACUGAUUUAUCGCCUGAUUACAGUAGCGCACCAACCUCCUCUUCGAAUUCCACAGGUUCAUCAUCCUUUGAUUUGAAUAGCAUUCUAUCUUCAGCGCAAAACAAGCCCUCGGAAAAUUCAUUUGCGCAAAAGCCAAACGAACAAAGGGUAGUUAAUGAUAUUCGCAAUCAGAUUCCAAAUUCAAUGCAAGAAAGUGUGUAUCCACCACGACAACUGUCGUCAAUAUCUUCAUUAAGCUCCGCGUAUCAAAAUUCCAUGAUGUCUUCACCAGCCUCAAUGGUAUCCUAUCCUUACAAUUUCUUAAACCAGCAAAGGCAAGGAGUUUUUCCACCUUUCAAUGUCCAAGAUUCACAAUGGCAACAGGAAGCACAUGCGCUAUAUUCAAGAAAUUUAACGAAUCCGGCGUGGGUGGGUGGUCAGCAUCAAACGCCGGCGCCUCCACCAGUCUAUGCACAUCCGCAACAGUCGAUAUUUCAACAACCCAUGCAGUUUCCUUAUGGCACACAGAACAGCACUGAAAGCAUUAAGGGAGAUGAUCCCAACAGUAUGUUUUAG
Molecule: messenger RNA, 2619 nt
Organism: Saccharomyces mikatae IFO 1815
Lineage: Eukaryota; Fungi; Ascomycota; Saccharomycetes; Saccharomycetales; Saccharomycetaceae
Gene: EBS1
Product: Ebs1p
Exons: 1
Coding region: 1-2619 (872 amino acids)
Biological process (GO): nuclear-transcribed mRNA catabolic process, nonsense-mediated decay
Cellular component (GO): telomerase holoenzyme complex
Molecular function (GO): telomerase RNA binding; protein binding; telomeric repeat DNA binding
Source: RefSeq, a predicted model, not a curated record